This is a messenger RNA of Habropoda laboriosa, 2303 nucleotides long. RefSeq names its product nose resistant to fluoxetine protein 6. Gene Ontology annotation, molecular function: acyltransferase activity, transferring groups other than amino-acyl groups. NCBI's taxonomy places the organism in Eukaryota, Metazoa, Arthropoda, Insecta, Hymenoptera, Apidae. The transcript has 12 exons. The coding region runs from base 54 to 2303 and encodes 749 amino acids. The record is from RefSeq and is a predicted model, not a curated record.
UAUAGCUUACAGAAUUCGUCGAUUCUUUAUCAUUCGUAUUCAUUUCUGGAACAAUGGGAACGUUCGUCAGAGCAUGGACGAUCUUCUUGUUGAUGAAGUUCUCGUACGCUGGAAAAUCUGUAGACGUGCUGACAUCCAGCGGUUUGAACAGCUUGGAAGAGGAAGAGAUCCUUCAAGUUCUGUCGCGAAACAAGGCCACAUCCACGAAGAAUUUCACACUGGUUGAGCUGAUCAGCCACCUGACGAAUCACACGAUUGAAACUACUACAGACACGUGGCGAGACGAAAAAUUACAAGUUCAAUAUACCAAUCCCUUCUACGAUGAAUUUUCCGAGGAAAUCGAUCGAGAAGCGAGAAGAUUGCUGCAGAUUCUUCCAGCUUACGACCCUGGCGUUGGACGAGUAAGCCCAGAAUGCAGGAGGCACGCUGAGAUUUAUCACCAGGAGCUCGCUAAAUUUACUUUAUGGGCCCUUAAACUGUACGACGCGACGGCGAAAAUUCCGUCUGGCCUUCUGAAUGGAAAUGUAAAUCAGUUUGGUGAUUUCGACGAAUGCAUCGGAAUCGAGGGAAGCGAAGGAAUUCAAGGACAGUAUUGCUUGGUGUAUCUUCAAUUGAGUAUCGACGAGUCGCGAUUGGAUUUGAAACAUCUUCAUCGGCUGAUACAUUCUCAUUACGCCUUUAGAAGCAACAUUUCUGAUCCUGGACAUCGAGUACCUCGAUUUACUGUAGCAAAUUGGGCCGUAUGUACACCAGCAUCAUGCAGCUCUAAAGAUGUUGAAACAUCUUUCCGCGACAUCCUCACAAGGUACACUUCACAGACUGGACUUAGGGUUACAGUGAAGGUGAACAAAGAAAUGUGCCAAGUGAAAAGAAACGAAUCUGUUCCAAAGGAAACUAUGUUUGUUAGUUUCUUCUUCAUGGCUAUGUUUGCGUUAACAAUUGUAGCUGCAUAUUGUGAGCAUUAUGAAAUACCUGCUAGUGAGCUACUUUUAUCGUUUUCUUUAAAACGUAACUUCAAAAAGCUGAUAUCGUUGCAACGAAAUCCAAAUGAUAUAGCUACGCUUCACGGUGUGCGAGCUCUAAAUGCUGCAAUGUUGCUUUUAGCUCAUAAAAGCAUAGCUCUCUUUUUUAACCCUUAUGUGAACAGAACAGAAAUGAGUGAGUACCUUGGUAAACCAUGGACAGUUAUAGGAAGAGCUGCUAGUCUUUAUACUGAUCCAUUUAUAAUGCUUUCUGGACUUUUAACAUCGUACUCUUUCAUUGGAAAGCUGAAAAAGACUGGCAAUUUGGACAUCAAAGAUGAAUACUUAUCUCGUUUAAUCAGACUGGUACCACCUUUAGCAGCACUGAUACUGUUUUGUACUUACAUAAUACCGUAUAUUGGUUCUGGACCACAAUGGAACUUGGUGGUAACUGAACAUGCAAAUAUUUGCAAAAGGACAUGGUGGAGAAAUUUUCUAUUCAUUCAUAAUUACUUUGGGUUUGAAUCUAUGUGUCUCACACACACUCAUCACUUAGGUAUUGAUACUCAAUUAUUCAUUUUUUCACCUAUAAUGGUGCUUUUCCUUUACAAGAAACCAAAGACUGGAACUAUUGUUCUUACUAUAUGUGCCUUAUUUUCAACGGCACUUCGAUAUUUUGUAACAUAUUACAAGCAAUUAAAUAAUUAUGUUUUUUUCGGUACAUCAAUAAAACAAUUAUUCGAUACUGCAAAUUUUUCGUAUACCCUACCAUCGCAUAGACUGACAGUUUAUAUAAUAGGAAUUUUUAUGGGAUAUUUGUUGAGAUAUUUACCUAGAGUUUACAAGAUAAACAAAGUAGUUCUAUAUAUAGGUUGGGUCCUCUGUACAAUAAUGUUUUGUUGUGCAUUUUUUGGACCUGCAUAUAUGGGAUCUAUAAAUUAUGUAUAUAAUCCAAUAGAUGCGGCAAUGUAUAAUGCAUUUGCUCCUAUCGGUUGGUGUGCCAUUUUUGCUUGGGUAACUGUGUUACAUCAUACUGGAAAUACAAAUGGCUGGUUCAGUAGAUUUUUAGCAUGGAGAGGAUUUCUGAUAACUACGCGGCUAAGUUAUGCAAUAUAUUUAACACAGUUUCCGAUAUACUUUUAUAACGUUGGAAGAACACGAAGUGCUGAACAUUUUGAAUUUUUUAGCAUGCAAUUCAAUCUACAUGAAUUUUUAUUGAUUGUUAUAUCAUCAAUAAGUCUCACCUUACUUGUUGACACGCCGUUUCAAAAUAUCAAAAAUUAUUUAUUGAAAAAACCUUCAAUAUCCGAAACAUCAACCAAAUUGUUAAAACUGCAAUAA